AUGGAACUAAGUACCAAAGACAAAAGGUAUCUACAGUCUGUGGACAGAGCUCUUCAGACGUUCGAUACCCUCAAUGAAUGGGCAGACUACAUAGCGUUUUUAUCCAGACUUCAGAAAGCUUUGAGUUUGGAUCCUCAUUCAAAGACAACUUGGAUACCUAACGAUUUAGAAAUAUCUAACAAGUUAUCAUUAUGUUUAACUCCCAAUUUACCCAAUGGUGUUCACCAAAAGGCAUUGUCAUUAUACGAACUCAUAUUUGGAUGUUUAACUACAGAUGUCUUCAAUAAGAACUUGAAAGUUUGGUUACCUGGUUUAUUACCGGUAUUAUCAUUUGGAUCUAUUCAAGUUAAGUCACAGAUUAUUAAGAUUUUCAACACUUUGAUUCAAGACACUUCAGUGUCCAAUUUGAAAUUGAUCACCAAGCCUUUGAUUUUGAGUUUCUUAUCCGGAUUAGACGAUGAAAACUCCGAAAGUUUCAAUGAUAUCUUCAAAUUGUUAGAUCUUUUAAAGAACAAAUUAUCCAAUGACCAUCAUUUUUGGCAAAACUUUUUCCUUGCAAUUAUAUCCAACCCCGAAAGAAGAUUAGGGGCAUUGUAUUGGUGUAAUAAGAGACUUCCUGUGUUUGUCACCAUUAAAACCGAUAAUGGUUUACAAUUUAGUGAAGAAGCUCAAAGUUGUCUUUCCCCAUCUCCUGGAUUAUUGAUCAGAAGUUUUGCUUCUGCAAUUAACACAGAAACAGUUUUCAAUUCUGCCAAUGAUAUUAUCAUUAUCAGAGGGUUCUUCGACUUGAUGCUUAGCCAUUUACCUUUGAAUAGUGGUGUUUUGGCAUCCUAUCCAAAGGAUAAAAGUUUAUUGAUGGAUGCAUGUUUGAAAGUGCUUUUAAAGAAAGAUAUGAGUUUGAAUAGAAGACUAUGGAACUGGUUAUUAGGGCCCGAUCCAGAGACCCAUGACGGUAAUUUAAGAGCAGAAUAUUUCAAGGAACAUGGAUUAGAUACUCUCAAGCAGGUUUUACUUGAGUUGAUAGAUAAGGAUGUAGAACAUCAAAUUAAUGGAUUUAAGAUGGCAUUAUCUUUGAUCAUAGAUAAGUGGGAGAUUAGUCAUCUUCUUGUUCCUCAUAUUCUUAAACCAAUCUUGACAAAAUGUUUUGAAACCUAUCAAAAGAAUGGUCCCAGAUCAAGUGAACUUUUGGCUUCAUGUCAAAAUUUUUUCAAUGGAGUUGAAUCUUCUUAUAUAUGGAGCAGUUUGAUAUCAUAUUUAAUCCAAAAUGAAGAUUUGAAAAUAUUAGAGUUCGUAUUAACAAACUUUGAUUUCAACGACGAAGAGAUGAAGUUGAUUCACGUACCUUUGGCAUUAUUAAUAAGCUUAAUCAGUUUAAUGGAUUCCGAGGUCAAUGAUAAUUGGAUAAAUAUAACUUCAGUAUUGACAGAUUUGAUAUCGCCAAAAGCUUUUGAAGAUACCACAAGCGAACCAUCAGCAGUUGAUAUAUCACAAACUGUUGGCGAAGAUGCCAUUGUAUCAAAGAUUAAAGAAUUCUACAAAGAUCCUGAAGAACCACCAUUCACCAAGUCUCAAUUGAAUAAUUUGAUCUAUAAUUCAUUCAAGAAAGUUUUGAUCAAGAAUCUUGGAGAUCCAAAGGUAUCAGGGAAGUUAUGUGAUUUGUUCACCACUUUCAUCUAUAUGUUACCACUACAAAUCCUCGAAGAUGAAGAAAUCCUUGAUAUUGUACUCAAAUAUCCUUUGACCACCAAAGAAUCCAAUGAAGUUGAACAGUACAAUAAUUUAGUGAUUUCCUUCAGUUUAUCGAAGCUUUUCAACAUCUACAAAACCAUCAAAGUUAGUGAUAAAAUGAAGAUCAUCAAAAUCAUCACCACCAAUAUGUUCCCAGCAUUGAUAUAUUCCAAUCCAAAGUUUUACCAAGUGGAAGCAGUGAAAUGUUUCUUUGAACUUUCAAGCACCUACCCUCAUUAUAUGGAAGCAGCUAUUUCUGGAUUGAUUUUAAAUGCUAGCCAUAAUGAUAGAUUGAGAGCUAUCACCUCAUUAUGGUCACAUUCCAGUUCUAAUGAAUCAGAUUUGAUAUUAAUGAGACCACUUCAAUUGAUCUUGGAUGAUUUGUUUGGUGAAGGGUUCAAUUCUAUUGGAGUAACCAAUUUCAUCAAAAAUAUCUUGGUAAGUGGCCAUUCUAAUAGAUUAUUGAAGAUGAUCACCAACCCUUUACUUGACUUCGAAUUCAUGCAAUUGGAAGUUGAAGAGAUUGACAUCCAUGAUGAGUUAUCUAAAUUCGCCUACCAUUUGAAGACCAUUAUUAAUGUUAUCAACAGUAACAAUAAGGCAUUGAAAGAAACCUUCAAUAAUGAAUUUGCUGUUAUGGACAAUAGUGCAAAGUUGAAGAUUAUACGAGCAAAUGAAUGGGAUAUUUCUACAUAUAAGAGUUUGAUAUUCUAUACAAUUGAAAAGUUCCUCAGUUUAAAGAUAAGUGAAGAUUUGUUAAGUAAUGAUUCUGCUUUACAAGAUUACUAUUCUUGUAUUGAUAACUGUUUAGAGUUAUUCAAUACUUUGAUCACUGGCAACGAACAAGAUUUCAAUGACAAAUUCCAUGGUUUGAUAGACAAUUGUUCUUACUUCAUAUCGUUCGAUAAAGUACCAUAUCAAAUUGAACUCAUUCAGACCAAAUAUUUGAAGAGUAUUUUCCAUUUAUUGAAAUUAUCUGAAGAUUCAAGAAUCAAUUUGAACCUUUUACAUAUCGAGGAUGAAAGUAGAGAACCUUUAUUGGUAAAGUUCAUCAUUCAUGGUAUUGAAAAAUCUCAUACUUCGGUUUUGCUUGAAGAGUGGAUGAAAUUAUUGACCCGAUCCUUAUACCUUUUCAAUGAGUCAGUGUUCAGUGUAUUAUCAACAUUAAACACUUCCAUCAUUUCCAAGAUCGAUAGUUACUUUCAUGAAAUCAAAGAUCCUAAGUUAUUAUACAAUCAUGAUAUUGAGUUAUCCAUCAAUGCAUUGAUCUCAGGAAUCGAGGAUUUGUUAUCCAUAAGUCAUAGUUACUUGUUAACAUCUAAGAUCAGAAACAAAUCAGACAUGAAGAAUGGUAAUAAUGAUAGUUUCUUGGGUAAUGUUAUCCAAGGGGUAUUUUCAAUCGAAUCACCAGCUGUAAGAACUACUGAACAAAAUAAGUUAUAUGCGAUUUUGUUAGCAUUCCAAGAAGCUACAUCUAUUGGUUUCAAACUUUGGGAAUGGAGUGAUUCAAAGAAAUCUUUGGAUGAAAGUGAUUCUACCAAUCAUUUAGCUAACAAGUUGAAAUUCAGAUCAAAGAAAUUAUUGGAAUCUUUGAUGGAUUUAGAACGUCAAGAAAUCAUUGAAAAUUUGAUUGCUAUUGAUGAAUCCAAAGUGUUUUCUACUUCUAUCAAGUUAUUGAAUGUAUUAGAUGGUGGUCGUUCACAAAUAACUUUACCACAUAUUUUCAAUUCCAUCGUCACUCGCUGUUAUCCUAAUAUUUUGGACGAUAACAAGAAAUCUCAUUUGAAUGUGAAUAUCAGUGAAAGAGAAUUGUCGAGAUUUUUGAUUUAUUACUUCCAAAGCAUUGAUAAUGAUACUAUCACAGACAUUUGGAAUUUUACUAUGCAAUUCUUUAAAGAUGUGUUGAGUCAUUUCGCUCAUUUCAAACCUUUGGUUUCUUAUUUCUUGAAGAUCAUCACUAUGAUUUCAUGUAAAUUAUCCAAUAAACCGGAUAAUAAGAAGAGCAAUAAAGAAUUAUCUGAUUUGUUUGUUAAAAUAUUAACAGCAUCAGUAAGUGGGAAAAGAAUCUUAUUCAGUUCUAAUGGGGAAGAAGAAAAAGAAGAGAAACUCAGUGAAGAUGAAGAAAAAUCUACCACUCCAGCCCCUUCAGGUGUCAAUGAAGAACUUAUAGAUACUAUUAUUGAUAUCACACCAUCAAUUGAAGACGUCUUACAGGAUCAAGAUAGAAUUUCCAGUUUCGUAAAUUUGAUCAUAUUCAACCUCAUUUCAGUUCAAAUCAAGAACAAAAAGAUUAAUGACAUUCCCAUAAGAAUCUUGAAUUUAAUCAUUAACUUAGGCCAAUUGAAUGCCAACAAAUCAUGGAAGGUCUUAGUUCAAGAUUUAUUCAAUGAUGGGAAUUUCUUUAAUAAUUUCCCCCCAUCAAGAUUCGAAAUCUGGAGUAAAAUUCUAUCCAUUUGGAUUUCAAUUGAUCAAGAUAAGUUCAGUGAAUUAAUAAGUAAAGUUUCGAUUCAAUCAAGUUCAGGAACUUUAUUCUCCUGGAAUGAAAAAUCUGAAGUGGAGAUCAAAAUCUAUUCAGUGAAGAGACUUUCAAUGUUAAUUUUAUCAUCACCCAAAGAUUACUUCUUGAGUCAUUUAGAAGAUAUAUUCAACAAGAUUGAGAAUUCCUUGAAUAACAGUUGUCCUUUAUCAUUCAAAUCAGAAAUCACUAUCUUGUUCAGAAUCUUGAUAUUGAAAUUUAGUGAAAUGCAUUUAUUACCAUACUGGUCGUUCAUCAACCAACAAUUGAUUUCAAUUUUCAAUCAUUUGAUAUCCAAGAACAUCAAAGAAUUAAGCAUUAUGACUCCUGAUGAACUUAAUCUUGUAUUGAAAGGCAGUAAAUUGUUGGACCAAUUAUUGAUUCUCCAAAAUGAUGAAUUCAAUUUGAAUGAAUGGUUGUUUGUCAAACAUAAUGCUGAUGUAAAUAACGUCGAUGAGACCGUAGUAGCAUUGAUCGAUAAAAUUUCUUCAUCAUAUGAUUUAACAGUGUUCAAAGAGCUGCCAGUGAAUUUAUCCACCAAUGAUGAUAAAUUAAUACCGUUAUUGAAGGACAUUAAGACCAUCACUUCUAUAAGUCAAUUAAGAACAUUUUUCGAAAGUUUGAGUUACUUGAACUAUGAAAGAGUCUACAGUUUAAAACCAGUUGACUUCGAUAUCUGUCAAUCAGAUAUAAUCAAUGAUUUAAUAUAG
This is a messenger RNA of Yamadazyma jaroonii, 4953 nucleotides long. The record is from the annotation of a GenBank genome assembly. NCBI's taxonomy places the organism in Eukaryota, Fungi, Ascomycota, Pichiomycetes, Serinales, Debaryomycetaceae.